This is a messenger RNA of Dendroctonus ponderosae (mountain pine beetle), 436 nucleotides long. It is a transcript of the gene RpL37A, whose product is annotated as 60S ribosomal protein L37a. Lineage: Eukaryota; Metazoa; Arthropoda; Insecta; Coleoptera; Curculionidae. The record is from RefSeq and is a predicted model, not a curated record. Gene Ontology annotation, biological process: translation. Gene Ontology annotation, molecular function: structural constituent of ribosome. The transcript has 3 exons. Gene Ontology annotation, cellular component: ribosome. The coding region runs from base 118 to 396 and encodes 92 amino acids.
UAAUCUGUGUUUGGAACUGUCAUUCCACGAGAGUGAACAGCCCCUGUCUCCUUGUCUUUAUCUAUCUAUGCCCUGUCUUUUACGUAGGGAUCGUCAAUCAGCUCGUAUAUAUUUAAAAUGGCCAAACGCACCAAGAAGGUAGGAAUCACUGGUAAAUAUGGAACCCGAUAUGGUGCUUCUCUUCGUAAGAUGGUCAAGAAGAUGGAAAUUACACAGCACAGUAAAUAUUCAUGCAGUUUUUGCGGAAAGGAUGCUAUGAAGAGGUCAGUGGUCGGCAUUUGGUCUUGCAAGAGAUGUAAAAGGGUCGUCGCAGGUGGCGCUUGGGUUUACGCAACUACUGCUGCCUCUUCAGUAAGGUCAGCGGUAAGGCGUCUGCGGGAAGUGAAAGAGCAGUAAAGCUGUAAAAUUAGUUAAAUAAAAAUGAAACAAAAAAUUA